This is a messenger RNA of Biomphalaria glabrata, 9815 nucleotides long. RefSeq names its product 1-phosphatidylinositol 4,5-bisphosphate phosphodiesterase beta-4-like. Gene Ontology annotation, biological process: phosphatidylinositol-mediated signaling; lipid metabolic process. Gene Ontology annotation, molecular function: calcium ion binding; phosphatidylinositol-4,5-bisphosphate phospholipase C activity. The record is from RefSeq and is a predicted model, not a curated record. The transcript is spliced from 34 exons. NCBI's taxonomy places the organism in Eukaryota, Metazoa, Mollusca, Gastropoda, Planorbidae. The coding region runs from base 163 to 3858 and encodes 1231 amino acids.
UGGACCGUGAUGUCAACAGAGUACUGGCCCUGAGAACAAAAUGGCUGGUUGAUUUCUACAAAAAUAGUGAUUUCAUGAAAGCAAUAUUUUAUUCAUUUGGGAAAUGAACAAUCUCAAUGACUUUGGUUAAUAUUUUGCAUUCAGUGUGCAUGUGAUGAACUGAUGGCCAAGCCAUUUGAAUUUAACUGGCGUAUACCAGUACCUGAAGUUCUUCAAAUAGGAUGUGUAUUUGAUAUCUGGGAUGAGGAAUAUUCUGUCUAUGAGUCUAACUGUAUGGUCAAAGUGGAUGAGUAUGGAUUCUUUAUAUGUUGGAAAAGUGAAGGAAGGGAAGGUCAGGUACUAGAAUGUUCCCAAGUUAAUGACAUCAGGCUUGGUUUGGCCCCUAAAGUCAGUGACACCAAAGUUUUGGCUGAUAUACUAGAAAAGAGUCCUCACAGCCUAGACUCUCGUACAGUAACUGUCUGUAGUGGUCUGGACUUGGUAAACAUUACAUACACCUUAUUAAUAGCCAGGGACCCUGAUGUUGCCAAGGUUUGGUUUGAAGGACUAAGGAAGAUCACUCUCAACACGAAAGCCAACAAUGUCUGUCCCAUGACACAACUCAAGAAGCACUGGAUCAAAUUAUGUUGUAUGGUGAACCCAAGUGGGAAAAUUCCAGUCAGAGGCAUCACGAGAACAUUUGCGUCUGGUAAAACAGAGAAAAUGGUAAUGUCAAGUCUCAAAGAUUUGGGCCUACCAAGUGGAAAGGGAGAUGAAAUAGACCCAGGUCUGUUUACUUUUGACAAGUUCUAUGAACUCUACCACAUGAUAUGCCCACGUUCUGACAUAGAGGACCUCUUUAAAUCAUUAUCACAGAAUCGGUCUUAUUUGGAUAUACCACAACUCAUAGAAUUUUUUAAUGAUAGGCAAAGAGAUCCCAGGCUUAAUGAAAUCCUGUUCCCAUUUUACAACCAUUUCCGUGUCAAAAACAUCAUUCAGUCUUAUGAAACAGAUGCAGAUUAUUUGAGUAAAGAUUGGCUGAGCCUGGAUGGUUUCUGUCGUUACUUGAUGUCAGAUGAGAAUGCCCCAGUUUUUCUUGACCGCCUGGACAUUUACAUGGACAUGGAUCAGCCCUUAGCACACUACAUUAUCAACUCUUCCCACAAUACAUACCUGACAGGAAGACAGUUUGGUGGUCGCUCUUCUGUUGAGAUGUAUAGACAGGUGCUCCUAGCUGGAUGUAGGUGUGUAGAACUAGACUGCUGGGAUGGCCGCAAUGAAGACCAGGAGCCAAUCAUCACCCAUGGGAAGGCAAUGUGCACAGAUAUUUUGUUUAAAGAUGUGAUUCAAGCCAUCAAGGAGACAGCCUUUGUCACAUCGUGUUAUCCUGUCAUAUUGUCCUUUGAAAACCACUGCAGUAAACUUCAACAGUACAAAAUGGCCAAAUAUUGUGAAGACUUGUUAGGAGACUUCCUGCUGAAGAAACCGAUAGAAGGUCACCCGCUAGAGCCUGGGGUGCCACUACCAUCUCCCAAUCAACUCAAGUUUAAAAUUUUAAUCAAAAAUAAAAGACUCAAACCGGAAGUAGAAAAACAGCAGCUGGAGAUGUUUCAGAAAGGGAUGAUACAGAUUGUGAAUGAGGACAGUGAAGUGAUAGAAGAUCCCAAUGUGGUGGCCACUGUGGAUGGAGAGGAUGGGCCACUGAAUGAUGAAGAUGCUGACAGUGCCAGCAGCAUUGACAGCUCCCCACCACCACCACCACAAGUCACAACCGCCACUGCUAGUACCUCCACCAAAACCUCUGACUUGGUACCAACCACCAAGAAUACAGACACAGAGGCCCACCCUGAGCUAGCUAAGACCAACACAGGCAGCGUGGACUCUGACUCUGAGCUCAAGAAAACUAGUGUCAAGAUACCUCUGUCUAAAAAGGCUAAAGAGGAGUUGGAUGACUUGUUAAAGACAGACUCUAUGGACACUGCUCUAACUGCUGAUGAAGAAGCUGCCCUCAUGUCUUCCUACCAUUACACUGGGGCCACCACCAACAUACAUCCAUAUCUCUCUGCCAUGGUCAACUAUGCUCAGCCAGUCAAGUUCCAGGGCUUUGAUGUUGCUGAAGAGAGAAAUGUCCAGUACCACAUGUCCUCGUUCAAUGAAAACACGGGCCUUGGUUACCUCAAAACGCAGGCCUUGGAGUUCGUCAAUUACAACAAAAGGCAGAUGAGCCGAAUUUAUCCCCGUGGUGGCAGAGUGGAUUCCAGCAACUUCCUACCCCAAAUUUUCUGGAAUGCUGGAUGUCAAAUGGUGGCCCUGAACUUCCAGACUGCUGACAUCAAUAUGCAGCUCAACCAGGGCAAAUUUGAAUACAAUAGUAAUUGUGGAUAUUUGUUAAAGCCUGAUUUCAUGCGUAGACCAGACAGAACAUUUGACCCGUUCUCAGAGAGUCCAGUGGAUGGAGUCAUAGCUGCUCAUUGUUCAGUCCAGGUUAUAUCUGGCCAGUUUUUAUCGGAUAAAAAAGUUGGCACUUAUGUAGAGGUGGACAUGUAUGGACUGCCCACCGACACGAUUCGUCGAGAAUUUCGGACUAGAGUAGUUCCCAACAAUGGCCUGAAUCCCAUUUAUAAUGAAGAACCAUUUGUAUUUCGAAAGGUGGUGUUACCUGAGCUGGCAGUGCUGAGAAUCGCCGUCUUUGAAGAUACUGGCAAACUGAUUGGUCAGCGUAUCUUACCAUUAGAUGGCUUGCAAGCAGGUUACCGUCACAUCUCAUUAAGGACUGAAGGAAACUUCCCUCUGUCUCUACCAACUGUGUUUUGUCGAAUCAUCCUCAAGACGUAUGUCCCUGUCGAGUUUGGGGAUUUUGUGGAUGCUCUGUCUGCUCCUAUACUGGCCAUGUCCCAGGCAGAGAAAAGAGAGAAGGCAAUGAAAGACAUGGGCAUUGAUGAGAGAGACAUUUCUGAUGUACCAGUGGUCAGACCUACAAAAAUUAAUAGGCCACAGAAUGGUCAGAUGUCUAAUUCUCCUAAUCGCAUGUCUCAGCCCAAUUUAAAUUCUGUGACUGGCAAGAAAGACGAUAGAAGAGUCCCUGAAGAGAUGAUAUUUGAAGCAAUCACCAGAGAAAAGCUGACAUUGGAGAAAAUCUACUUCAAGUUGUUGCGUAAACAAGCCAAAGACUUGGAGAUGCUGAAGAGACGUCACCAGAAGGAGAGGUCGAUGAUGCAGAGAGCUCACUGUACAGUCGUUGAUAAGCUGGUGGCAACCCAUGACAAAGAGAAAUCUGCCACGGAGAAAUCCAUGGAGAAAAAAUUGAAAAAGAAUAAAGAUAGCAGCUCAGAUCUGAAGACACAUGAAGGGAAAGUCUUGAACUUGGUCAGUGAUCACAAACUCAAGAUCAAUGAAUUGGUAGUUCAACAAACCAAAGAAUGGUCAGACAUGGUGGUUAGACAGAUGACAGAGGAGCAUGAAUUGUGGAAAGAGCAUAUAGUCCAACAAAACGAAUCCUUGGCCAAACUACUGGAAGAUGCCCAGAAAGAACAAAUGGCCGAGCUAGAAGCCAAACAAGAGAGGGAGAACAAAGAGCUUAAAGCUAACCAAGCCAAGCACUCCAUGGAUUCCACCAAGACAGUGCUCAAUGAUAAAAGUAUCAAGAACAAAGCAGAAAGAGAAAGGAGAAUCCGAGAGCUGAAUGAAAACAACACCAAAAAGUUUAUUGAAGAAAGAAAACGAUUUGCAGUGAAACACAACAGACAACAGGAAGCUCUGAAGAAAGUCCACUUGGAACAAACUGAGAAAAUGUUAGCAGAGAACCAGAAGGCUAUUGAAAUGAUUGAGAUGGCUUAUGAAGAAGCUAAGAUGGCAACUAAACCAGAGACUGACGUAUAAGCUGCUCAACACUAACUGGAGAUCAUAAAAAAACAUUUUCAGUCCUGUUUUUUUUUUAAAUCUGUGGCAGCGUAAUGAAAAAGUAGAGGGCACUGUUUCAGAUUUCCUCCCAACAUUCUGCUGUGGAGACAUUUAGACCUAGUCAUGGCAAGAUGUCUCAGCCUGGAGGACAGUCACUAUUUUGUGUGUCUUAGUUUUCCAAUGCUACUGUGUGCAGCUCUACUGACCUUCUCGUAUUGUUGCAUAAUAUAGCUGUCAGUGUAUAUAGAGUAGGCUGAUGUAUAUAUGUGCUGGUCAGGAAUUCACAUCCAAAGAAAUGGUUGACUUGUCCAGUGACCGGCCAUUUUGUUAUUUAUUUUGUUUUGAACAAACUUUGUACUAUAUUUCAUAAACCAGACACACAUUUUGAUGACAUGGACUGGUCAUUGUGAAAUAGAAAUUUCAAGAAUGUUAUAAAUGAAUUUUUUUUUUUUUUAAAGUCAUCUUUCUCCAGCAGAUUAAUUCCUUUCAUUUAGUAACUCAUGAACUAAACCCUUUGACGUUCCAUUGACUGACUUCUCAGAUUGAUGACUCCACACAUUGACUUGACUGACCCAUCUGAUUGACUGACUCCACCCAUUGACUGACUACUCAGCACCACUUUAAAGUCAUAAUGUUCAUUAAGCUGUUCCCUCCCAGCCAUUGACUGACUCCACCCAUUGACUGACUACUCAGCAUCACUUUAAAGUCAUAAUGUUCAUUAAGCUGUUCCCUCCCAGCCAUUGACUGACUCCACCCAUUGACUGGCUCCACCCAUUGACUGACUACUCAGCACCACUUUAAAGUCAUAAUGUUCAUUAAGCUGUUCCCUCCCAGCCAUUGACUGACUCCACCCAUUGACUGGCUCCACCCUUUGACUGACUCCACCCAUUGACUGACUACUCAGCACCACUUUAAAGUCAUAAUGUUCAUGAAGCUGUUCCCUCCCAGCCAUUGACUGACUCCACCCAUUGACUGGCUCCACCCUUUGACUGACUCCACCCAUUGACUGGCUCCACCCUUUGACUGACUCCACCCAUUGACUGACUACUCAGCACCACUUUAAAGUCAUAAUGUUCAUGAAGCUGUUCCCUCCCAGCCAUUGACUGACUCCACCCAUUGACUGGCUCCACCCUUUGACUGACUCCACCCAUUGACUGGCUCCACCCUUUGACUGACUCCACCCAUUGACUGACUACUCAGCACCACUUUAAAGUCAUAAUGUUCAUGAAGCUGUUCCCUCCCAGCCAUUGACUGCUGCUGUUGUACACUUAGCUUAUAUCUGUAUUUAUUUCUGUGUGUCCAAUCCAACCAAUGCAUUGAUUCCAUUUUGUCUGCUUGAUAUCUAGACAACUAUUUCUUGCCAUCUACAUUUGUUGUUAUGUGAAACUUAUUCUACCAUGCAAUAGCUACAGCUGAGACAACUCAGUACUUAGAGUCGGUACUGGUUUCUAAUGCUUUUUUUUUAGCUUUCUCUUUGUUCAGUUAGUCUGUCCUGGUAGGCUUACUAUACCUGUUAAGUAUUCCUUGAUACAUUCGUAAACUUUGAAUAUGUUCAAGAUCAACCCAUCAGCUAGGGAUAGAAUUUUAUUUUUUUCUUAGUAUAAAUAUUUACACAUUGCUUAUCAAAGGAACAAAAAAAGAUUGAUACAAUUUUUUUGACCAGUUAGGUGACACUUUUGAAGAAAACUCACCUGGCUUUAGGAUUUCACCUAAAAAAAAUAAAUUCUCCUUGUCAUUUAUUUCGGCACACAGUAUGGCCACUACCGUUAACUGAUUUAUUGUAAAUCUUAAAAAAAUUAUUUACUGGCUAAAAUUGUAUUCUUUUUUUUUUAAAUGUAUCUCACAAAUUGUGUCCAAGUAGGCACACAGCGUUGUGCUUUAAAUAAGUCCAGCAUAACCUAAAAUUGUCUAGGUGAAGCAGAUGUGUUCUAGGAUACCUUGAAUACUUUUCUUUUUCUUUCACUGUCAUGACUGUGUGACGUGUCAGCCAGUAUUUUACUUGUCAUAUUUGGCAUUGUCACCUUUCUAGAAUUUAAACAAGUUUUUUUUUUUUUUUUACUUGUUAGUUUCCGUUGCAUUUUUUUUUUUUCAUCCAAUACUGUUUUUGUGAUGAUACUAUUUCUUGUUCAUUAAAUUGUAUACAUGAAUUCCUAUUCAUUGUGAACAUUAGAAUCUCUCAGAGCUUUUCAAAACUAUACUUUAUAUUUACUCUACUAAAUAGAAUCUCAGAGCUGUUCUCAAAAAAUAAUCUUUGUAUUAACUCUGUCCAAAGAAAUAAGAGCUGUUUUCAAAUUGUCUAUCUAUAUAUACGUUAAAGCCCUGACUGACUCGUUGCUAAUUCUUCCCCUUGGGCUGGAGGAUGAGAAUGUAUAUAUUUACUCAAGCAAAAAAGGAUCUCUGAGCUCUUAUUAUCAAAAGAUGGUUGUCUCUGGGUUAAGUCUGCCGUCUGCGACUAUCUCUAGAACAUCUUUCAGUUUGUACUUGAGGAAAUUAAGACUGUGAUAUUUGUUUUUCUAGGAGUUUUAUGUUUAUUUAAUUCAACGUUAUUUUGUGUGUUUCUUGUGUUUCGUAUCCAGCACCACAUGGACGCUGGUUUUGAGUUUGUGUCGCUCUUUCAGGAUGGAUGAGUUUUGUUUCUUGAUUUUAAUCGUCUCAUUGAGAUUACCAGUCGAAUGGUUCUUGUGGCAAUCUCUUUCAAAGCCCUAUUUUAGUAUGUUUUUAUAGUUCAGUGAUUGGUUCUUUUGUGAUUUUCACCUGGCCGUUACAUUUAGUUCAGAUUUCAGCACAUAAAUCAGCUAGCGUGUGGAUGUUGCCUGAGAUACCAGCAAUACGAAACUUUGGAGCCAGUUGAUACAAUGUGACAGCAAUAAAUAAUAAUAUUAAGACACAAGUCUGCGAGUUAAAUAGUACCAAUUGCAGGGAAAUGAUUCACACACUGUUCUGUAGUAACUAAGACCAUUAGGAUUUUAUCACUCUUGGUUGACUAGCAGGAAAUGUUGUAUGGAUGUUUAAUCAAGUUUAUUUUUAAAUGAAUUAUUAUUAUUAUUAACAUUCAAAUCCAUUCCCAGUGGAUACUUGGUAUAACAGUGCAUGGGGACAGCUGACAUUGAUAUGUGUUCAGCUCUAAGUUGAUUUGACUGGAGUUUUUUGUUUUGAUCACAUUGAAGUCACAAACAAGUGAUCUAGUCAGUGUGCUGUUGUUUGAUCAGAUGUUGUCAGAAGUGUUGGUCAGUAAAGUGAAUGAUUGGCAGUAACAAAGGACAGUGCUGUAGAUUAGUUGUGUAUUUAUUUUUUUAGUUGUGUAUUUAUGGCCAGUUCAGUAAAUGUCUGUUCAGUUAAAGAAUUUUCAAGAUAGCAACAUCAAUCAAUUAUUUUUCAAGCAGUUACAUAUAAUAUAUGAAUCAUGCCUGCCAGGCCAUGCGGUAUGAGCGCUGUACUGUCAUUUGGUCUUCCCAAUAGUCCCGGGUACAAACCCUGCCCGCUACCAUCUUCAACUCUGAAGGGACAUCCAAAACUUGUCAAACAUUCUAAAUCAUAAAGUGAGCUGUGAAUUAGCCAUACCAAUCAUUUCUAGUUUAAACUUUGUUUUUCAACUGCUCAUAGUGACUUGGUAUGUAUCAGCUUGAACAUUUCUGCUAAAUGUCUCAGCAGCUAAAUCUAAUGCUAAUGAACUUUGUGUGAAUUCAUGUGUUUCUCAAUUUGUUUCCAUCAGCUGAUUUUUAUUUUAUCCUUAUUGUGUGGCUCAGUUGACUUAGAUUACUAUCUUGAUUUUCAGCCAAUAUUUGUGUUGUGCAGUUGGAUGAGAAAAGAUAAUGUUUUAAUGCGCUUCUGUUAGUCAUUGCAUGAAAUCAAAUGAACAGCAUUAAUGGAUGAAAUCAAAUUAACCUAAUAAUAUGGUAACAAAAAUAUUUUAAAAAUGUCAAUCAAUUUGAGCAUGGGGAAAUGUUCUGGCUGCUGAUCAAAUGAGAACAUUCUAGUCUUAUUGUAUAGGCUCUUAAACAACUGCUUUUAGCUAAUCCUUGUGUUACAGCUGUUAUUGUCUUGUUUAGUCACUUGGUGAAAUAUUUUAUUUUGUGUGAUACUGUCAUGAAGGCAGAUCAAUGGGCCAUCACUCCUGAAGGUGAUCUAGUCAUAUUUGUGUUUUAAUAAUUAUAAAGUCGUAUCAGUGUUCUUCUAGAAGUCAACCGUCACUUAGCACUAUCCACUUUCCUGGUAAGUCUGGUCAAUAGAUCUACCUAACUGGACAUUUAAUAGCCCCUAUAGGUUAAGUGACUGUUGACUUUAACAGUGUUGACUACUAUGUCAACGCAGUCUGUCUAGAAAUUGUUUUUGUAAUGAUUGAAUUGAAUGUUUAAAAAAAAAUCAUCAUUUAUCAUUCUAUCAGACAUGAUCUCUCUUUCAAUUGCUUUUUACCUCCCUUGCUUUCAAGCUUUUUUUUUUUUCUCUCAUUCUAUAUUUUAGUCUCAUUUUUUUCUUACAUUUUUUUUUCUUUCUAUUUUCUUGAUAAUUCAAAUCUCUCAGCCAAUAAAAAAUUAUGACAUAACAUGACUCACAACCUGGCCAUGUGCAAUAAUAAAAACUCUUUCUUUUUUUUUCUAAUUCUCUCUCUCUCUCUCUCUCUCUCUCUCUCUCUCUCUCUCUCUCUCUCUCUCUCUCUCUCUCUCUCUCUCUCCAUUUUGUUGUGCACCAGAACUUAUUUCAAUAAGGAGAGAUAGCUCUCUUUUCUGAUGUUGUUAUGUAUCACACUAUAAAAUAUUGCUCUCCAGAUUUGACUGGAAGUGUAAAGCAUUGAUCAGACACAGUAUAGUUCUGUCCUCUCUGGAGCACACGGUCUUAAGUAGAUCUAGGGAGAGCUCAUUUGAGAAUUAAAAUGGAACCUAAUCAAUUAUGCAAACAGUGCUCCAUAUUGUGAAUAUUUUUUUUUACAAUAGUAUUUAGACUAAUUUUUAAAUGUCUUUAGCAAUACAAACGCUUGUCUAUGUCUUGUGGAAUACAGACUUGCUUAGUCUAUGUCUUGUGGUCAAAGUACAUUUCUUAAAAUCUUUUUCAUGACAAAAUGUUUCUUUCCUUGAGUGGUAUUUAUCCGUCUCUUUGUUUGUUUACAUUGAUUAAACAAUUGUUUCAUGUAUCAAUAUUCUACUGACAAAUAAAUUAUUCAGUUUAUAAAUAAUACAAAUAGGCAAAUGAUGUCAAUAAUCAUCAAACAGUCUAGCGAUGAAGACAUGGCAUUUAAACUAUCUAGUCAUUUUUUGUUUAUUUAAAAAAAAGCUAUAAUCAUCUGGCCUCUCCAGCAAUGUAUGAUUAUCAACUGGCUCAAAUCAUCUGGCCUGUCCAGCAAUGUAUUUAUAAUUGAUCACAAUUAUCUGAACUGUCCAGCCAUGCAUGAUUGUAUAAAUGCCCACAAUCAUCUGACCUGUCCAGCUAUGCAUGAUUGUAUAAAUGUCCAUGAUCAUCUGACCUGUCCAGCAAUGUCUGUAUAAAUGUCUAUGGUUAGCUGGCCUGUCUAGCAAAGUAUGAUUGAUAGAUUGUAGAUCAGUGUACAAAUAUUUUCAAUCUUACAUGCUCUUUGAGUACACCACAUCUCUUGUUCUAUCACAAGACUGUGGUCUAGUCAACAACUCUGUGGUCUAGUCAACAACUCUGUGGUCUAGUCAACAACUCUGUGGUCUAGUCAACAGCUCUGCUUCUUCCCUCCCUGUGCUCAUUAUUAGCAGUCAUUGUUCUCUACAUUUGGACUCAGUAUUUUUGUUAUUACUUGUACAAUGUGUACAUUUCUGUUUGGAAUCAUGGUUUGUUUUUUUUUUUUCUAGUUGUCUGCCCUUAGUUUCUGAAUCUGUGUAGUUGUGUCCGAUCAGUUUUGUUUUGUUUUUUUUUUUUAGGAGUUUUUCAGCUGACAGAUUGAAUGUUUAGAAGAAAUAAAAAUUUGGUAACUGGUA